AUGACACGCGAAAUGACUAUGAAAUCAAGAUCCGGUUGCAACAAACAACUCACCACUUUCGAGACGUCGCCCAAAGUCAAAGGAUCCAAGAUCAAAGACUUGACAAACUCCGCAUUCACGUUCGAGUCGAUAUUGUCCUGGGGCUUCGGAGAUUGUAUGAGGCAACAGUCUGGCACUCUCGGACUGGGUCUUACCACCCAUAACACCCAAACAGUUUGCCGCACCGCAGUAGCAUUUCUGUGGCUCGGCACCGUAUCUGUCGACGUUGUAAUCAAAAGUGAUCUCUUCGCCUUUGAGAAUUUUGCGUUUGGCAAAGAUGCCCAUACGGAACCGUUUAUUCACCACCCAUUUCUCCACAAAUGCGUUUGGAUCGCACGAGUGGUUGCAAAACCGCCCAAUACUGGCCUUCUUAGUGGCGUCGAUGAUCUCGUUAUCCUGGAUCAUCAUGAAGUAGAAGUGUUUGAUGCCCUCGUUGGAGUAUUUCUCUUUGUUCUCUUUGUACAGCUCGUUAUCGACGAUCUCUCCCUUAUACUCCACAAUGAAUGUUUGUGCUGGAAUAUCUUUGUCGGCUCUCAUACCGAACCCUUUAUGCUGAGUUUUGAAGAUCGAGACUGGAGCGAUCUCGUUCUUUUGAAAACGUUGGUUCUGACAAUCGUCUCCGCAGGUUUGGCACUGUCCAUCAACACAUUCGAUAUUUGUCAGUCUGUUGAUACAGUCAGAGUCCGGGCCACACGCGUGAUUCUCACCGUCAGAGCCAAUGUCCUCGGUACAGUCACAAGUCAUAAACUCGUCAGCUGCUGA
This is a messenger RNA of Ogataea philodendri, 801 nucleotides long. RefSeq lists its product as uncharacterized. NCBI's taxonomy places the organism in Eukaryota, Fungi, Ascomycota, Pichiomycetes, Pichiales, Pichiaceae. The transcript has 2 exons. The record is from RefSeq and is a predicted model, not a curated record. Bases 1 to 801 code for a protein of 266 amino acids.